Molecule: messenger RNA, 558 nt
Organism: Scaptodrosophila lebanonensis
Lineage: Eukaryota; Metazoa; Arthropoda; Insecta; Diptera; Drosophilidae
Exons: 4
Coding region: 35-502 (155 amino acids)
Source: RefSeq, a predicted model, not a curated record
UUUGAUUCAUUCGUUCAGACCUUGUUUCCAUAGAAUGCUACGAAAAGUUCAGACAAAAGAAGGUAUCAUUACCUGUGGCGUGGCCUCAAUUGUUUGCUCAAUUGUGUUUAUUUCCUUACAAGAUGGCUUGUUUUACACUGAUGGCGGUGACCUGGUUUAUCAUAUUUCUGCAAUAGAAAUAAUCGGAGGAAUUGUACUAAUUGUUGGCGCUGUAAAGGAUAAAUACAAGUUAUACUUUCCAUGGCUUAUAACGACUGCAGUUUUUAUCUAUGGGCUAAUAUACGCUGGUAUAUAUACGGCAACAUCUAUAUAUGAUUUUGGUGAGAAUAUGAUCUGCUGGAGUGUAUUGAUUUUAUUCUCGGCAUUUCUGGGCUUAGCCAUGUAUGCAGUUUAUAUUGUAUAUGAACAAAAGCGAUUAGCUAAUCAACCAGCCUUUAAUCAGUCGGAUGCACCACCAGUAUACAGCCCAACAAGUGAGAAAACUUGGCAUAUUAAUAUAUAAAAAGUGUAAAUGAUUACGAAUUUAUAGCAAUAAUAAAAAGCUUUUUAAUCACUACA